Messenger RNA from Periconia digitata, 2154 nucleotides. NCBI's taxonomy places the organism in Eukaryota, Fungi, Ascomycota, Dothideomycetes, Pleosporales, Periconiaceae. The record is from the annotation of a GenBank genome assembly.
UCUUCUACACAGUUCGGAAUCUACCCGAAAAAAACUAUGGAAACCACUCUGCCUCGACGAACGUUGCGCAAAGGAACACAUAGUUGUCUUGAGUGCAAACGGCGUAAAAUUCGCUGUUUCUUCGACCAAAACUCUACCACGAGUUGUGUUAGUUGUCUGAACCGCGGUACACCAUGUUUCAGCCAGGAUUCGCUGGAGGCUUCUGUGCCCCGAGAUUGGGAGAACAGCGAGAGGCUGAAAAGAAUGGAACAGAUGCUUCAAGACCUUACCGAGAAAUUCUUGGUGCAAGAUUUUAACCUUGAUGCUUUGGAAACUGGCGACGUCAGCAGGGAUUUGACAGCUUCGGUUGAGGGGGCGGAAAGUCGAAUUGAUGAACGAUCGCGUCCGAUAUAUAGCUCAAACUCCUCCAGGCAGGAAAAAUAUGCAGAAUCAUGCCAAUUAAUUCAUGCUGCAUUCCCCUCACAGGAAGUUGUUGAUCGGAUUUUUGGUGAUGCGAGAGCAUCAAUCUACCUACAAGCCCUCUGCAACCCUUACCAGCAGCUAUUCACCGACAAAAACAAGCAAUCUUCUAAUGAUCUGGCAAGAAUCCCUCCGCAAACGGCGCAUCCAAUCUUGCUCGCGCGAAAAUUGCUUCAACUUGCUCUUUGCAUGCAACAACUGGAUCCCUCGUUUGAUCGCAAUCAACUCCACGGCAUCACAGACGUACGCUCGUCCAUGAACGCUUUCUACGAACUUGCUUCGAGAAUUACAUGCCAUGAUGAGUUGCUCAAUUCUAUGGAAGGGCUCGAAUGUCUUAUGUGCGAAGCUGUCUUCUUGAUCAACGGCGGCAACCUCCGACAGGCACUCGCAACUUUGCGCCGUGCUACAACAGUUUCUCAAAUGAUGCAACUGCAUAGAAAACCACACACUAUACCUCUCGCUCAGCUAGACCCGAAUACUUGUGUCUCGGGUGAGUUCACCUGGGUACACUUUGGCUAUCUAGAACGCUACAUCUCAUUACUCAUUGGUAUGCCGAGUAGUAUUGCCAGCACUCGGUUCGAUACCGGGAAGAAGAGAGAUGCAGAGAGAGACGAGGAGUGGUUCGAGAGAUCGCAAAUCGAUUUAUGUAAUCAAAUAAUCAGCAGGAAUCAAAAUCGCGACUAUGACAUUUCGAACACCAUGGACAUCGACAAAAAUCUCAACGCCGUUGUCGCACAAACGGCGACGGCCUGGUGGUCACCACUAGACUUUACACCAGGUAUGGCGCACCAGGAAAUGAUGUCUCGCAUGAUCAGUGCGCAGAUGCAGAUCAUUCAUUUCAAUAUGUUGACUGUUCUUCACCUGCCGCAUUUACUAUGCAAAGAGACGACCGACCAGCGUUUCGAGUACAGUCGGUACACGUGUUUCUAUGCGAGCCGCGAAGUGUUGAUCCGAUUUCUUGCCUUCAGAUCGCACAUCAAAGUUGUGUAUUGUUGUCGUCCGGUCGACUUUUGCGCCUUUACGGCCGCGAUGACACUGCUUCUGGCAUAUCUGAAUGGCAAUAGUGCGACCGCAGGGUUUGACUUUGCGCAGCAGCGAGCACAGGACUUGGACCUUAUCAGCAGGUCUUUGAGUACGCUCGACGAGCUGACGAGGUUGAAUGGCGAUGAGCUUUCCGAGAACACGGCAAAAUUGACGCGCAAGAUGCUGCAGCUUGAAGAUAGCAUGGGGAAGCUCGGAAAUGACGUUGUCUGCAACGUGGUCGACGGAGACAACGAGCGUGAUGGGAAUGAAGCAAACACACAAGAUUUUCUUUAUCUCAGUAUUCCAUACUUCGGAUGCAUCAAGCUCUCGACUGCACCUGCUCCAAAUUUGAGCGCAACCCCUCUUCAUUCAGGUACUACUACAAAGCUCCAUGACCAGCAAUUGCUUUCUAUAGAGUCGGUACGGUUUCCGAGUGAUGUGAGUGGAGAUCAUCCACUGGCUACCCACACAAUCUUCCACACGGCCACACAUACCCAAGAUUUACAAGCUACAUCCCAGAACUGGGACUGGCCAAUGCUGGACCGUUUAGCUGGAUCAGAGGAGUGGGCCUUUCAGGGUGUGGAUACAACACUCUUUGACAGCGUUAUGAGUGGAUGUGAUGAGAAUUUUGUGAACAAUUUCGAGUGGCAUGCUGGGUGGGGGCCUGUUUGA